AACCAGAUACAUUGGUGGUACGUGGAGAUAUGACCCCAGGGUGGGAAAGGAUGAGAACGGCUUACCGUUGCACACAAGCAUGUAUAUGCAUUUAAGAACAAACUUACCAAAACCAACAAUGGAACUGCGUGGUUUUCCUGUACCAAGAGAAAUGCAAUCCUUCCCAAGCUGGAACGUAUAUUAUGAAUACAUAAAGGCUUAUGCGGCGCAUUUUAAUUUAUACAAACACAUAAAGUUUUUGCACUACGUAACAUCAGUGAAAAGGGUAGGGAAUGUGUGGAAAGUGAAACACAGACAUAUUCUAAAAGGCGAGGUGUUCGAGGAGGAAUACGACUUUGUUAUAGUUGGGACAGGCCAUUUCAGUAAACCAAAUAUGCCGGAAAUUCUACAUGAAAAACUUUUUAAAGGAACAAUAAUCCACAGCCACGACUACAGAGUACCCGAUGUGUUCACCAACCGUCAUGUCCUGGUAGUCGGUGCGGGUCCUUCUGGAAUGGACAUCGCUCUAGAUGUAGCAAAAUAUUCGAAGUCCCUUGUCCAUAGCCACCAUUCUAAGGUGAACUUUAGAACGAAGUUCCCGGACCACUACAUCAGGAAGCCCGACAUCAAAGAAUUUAACGAAACCGGAGUUAUUUUUGUUGAUGGUACCUAUGAAGAAAUUGAUGAUGUUAUAUAUUGUACUGGAUAUGAAUACGACUAUCCAUUUCUGGACAAAUCAUGUGGCCUAGUGAUCGACAAGCACAGUGUAAUCCCCCUGCACAAAUACAUGGUGAACAUAAAUGAACCAAGCAUGGUGAUAAUGGGACUGGUUAUACGGGCGUGUCUUGUAGUCGCUAUAGACGCACAGGCCCGUUAUGCAACAGCCUUGAUAAAAGGAAAUUUCACCCUACCUUCUAAAGAAGAAAUGAUGAGUGAAUGGCAAAGGCAGGCUGACAUAAUUCGUUCUAAGGGACGACCAAUAUCUGACAUACAUUUCUUGGCAGAGAAAGAGGACCAAUACUACGAAGAAAUGUCUGAAGAAUCGGGGAUCGAUCGAGUUCCUCCUGUCAUGUUUAAAAUACGUACGAUGGACACCGAAGCUAAGCUCGAAAACCUCUACACUUACAGGAACUAUGUAUACGAAGUCAUAGACAGGAAUACAUUCACAAGGCGCCUGGAGACUGAAACGAAAACCGCGAACAACAGUGCCUUACCUUAAUUUAUAUUACAAAUGAUCUAAUACAAAGAACUGAGUGAUGAAUCGGGCAUAGACCGAGUGCCCACUGUCAUGUCUAAACUACGAAAUGUAAACAAUGCAACAAAACUGGAAAACUUAUUUACAUACAGAGACUAUAUUUAUGAAUUGAUUGAUGAUAAAUCGUUUAGAAGAAUUGAACGUUCAAAAAUGCGUGAAAAAUUAGAUGGCAAGAUGGCUUAAAAUGUUUUGUUUGUUGUGGAUGAUGGUUAGUAAUCACGUAGUUUAAUAGUCCACUAUUAGUGGAACUACUAGUAGAGUAUUAAACUAAAAUAUUUUAUUUAUUUAUUGAACAUAAAUUUAAC
Papilio machaon (common yellow swallowtail) is the source of this 1539-nucleotide messenger RNA. RefSeq names its product senecionine N-oxygenase (gene FMO2). The transcript has 8 exons. Gene Ontology annotation, molecular function: flavin adenine dinucleotide binding; N,N-dimethylaniline monooxygenase activity; NADP binding. Lineage: Eukaryota; Metazoa; Arthropoda; Insecta; Lepidoptera; Papilionidae. The coding region runs from base 80 to 1198 and encodes 372 amino acids. The record is from RefSeq and is a predicted model, not a curated record.